Pollicipes pollicipes is the source of this 839-nucleotide messenger RNA. RefSeq lists its product as uncharacterized. The coding region runs from base 66 to 458 and encodes 130 amino acids. Lineage: Eukaryota; Metazoa; Arthropoda; Thecostraca; Pollicipedomorpha; Pollicipedidae. Gene Ontology annotation, biological process: regulation of synaptic transmission, cholinergic; sleep; positive regulation of voltage-gated potassium channel activity. The transcript is spliced from 3 exons. The record is from RefSeq and is a predicted model, not a curated record.
GCCGGACGCACUCCUCCAGGUCGACCAAGGACGAGUGCCGCGUGACGCCCAGCUGCGUCAACAUCAUGUGGAAGUCGGGAAUUAUACUGCUGGCCGUGUGCACCUCAGUGUCAGCGCUGAGCUGUAUGCACUGCUCGUCCAGAGAGGAGACCGACUGCCACGAUCCAACCAACGCGACGAGCCUGGCGCGGUUCGCGGUGGAGUGCCCGCGCCGCCACAUCUGCAGGAAGAUCACCUUCACAGAAGGCGGAAAGCCUCACGUCAUCCGGGAGUGCGCCGAGAUGGCCAAGGGCGAUGGCCUUGGGUGCGGCUGGGAGAUCCGCGUCUACUCCCAGAUCGGCUCCGGAUAUGACUGCUUCUGUGAGGAACACAACUGUAACGGAGCCUCCGUCUCCGCCCUGAGCCUCUUGCUGCUGGCGGCAGCGGCGGUGGUUUGUGCAGUGACAUCUAGCGGCUAAAUACUCAUUAGUGGUUCGUCGUUCAACCGGGCGAAGUCGGUCCCGGUAUGCACAGUGAGCGGAGUCCACCGAACACUGAUGUCAGUUCACCUUAGAACUGUCUCCGUAUGUGCUCAGAGAAUGAAACUGAGCAGCAGUAGUGUUAAGUUGUUUGUUUUUUAGAACGACAAUUGCUAGGCUUGAUUUUACCCCCCUUGUUGCGGAUGCUGUGCUGAUGGCUGGUUUGAUAUGAUGGGUACCAUUUGAUAGGCAACGCCGAUUGAUAAGCAACGUUAACACCGUUUGAUAGAUAACACUGCUUUGCAGCAGCGGUGUAAUACAAAUGCGCUCGUGUGGCAAACCGCUCAACAUCGUCAUGCGUGUUAUACAGAUGUUUACUUU